AAUAUAAAAUAAAAAUUAUAAUAAUAUACUAAAAUGAUUGUGGGUGUAGUAGAUUAUGUAACUUUUGGUUCAAAUGUUACAUGAUUACAAAUCGACACUGUGACAAUGAUUGGAAUGCCCCACUCGGAAGGAAGGAGCACCUGUUGCUGAAUGCUUACCUGUUUCAUUUGUACACAAGUACCUCCAAUCGCCGGAUCUCUUGGCUGGGACUUGCUUGGAGGCAUUGGAGAACCCUCCGCUCGGUCAGUCAGUACGUCGUACGGUGUCUUAUAGAGUGCAUUCGCUCCGACUACGUGGCGGAAUAAAUUUUCUCUUCAAGUUUCCAUAACAUCCUGCAAUAUUAUAACUUUGCUAACAAAGUUAUUUGUUUUCUAUCUUCCUGUUUUCAUUGACAAUGACUUAGACAAGUUGUAAAUUGAUACGACGAUGGUGAAAUAUUACCUGAUGUGAAUGUAUAUAAUCAUCGUGACGAUAAAUUUAGUGAUCAAGUGUUUACGAUAUGUCUUUUAAUCUGGCAUAAAAAAUAACGACGAAUAAACGGAAUGGAGGAGAACGCAGGUCAGGGUGCCAUACUUUGCUAUGGACCAGGUAGUAUUGCUGGAGCUGUAAUUGGGACAUUUUUCACCACGAUUCUUCUCCUUGCCGUGGCCGUUUUUUUCUAUAGACAGUGGCGUAAACAUAAGGGAAAACAUCUGGUGCUAGUAACUGAUCCUGAGAUCGUGGAAGAUGCUUAUGCCUUUGAUAAUCCUUGUUUCAAAGAUGCAACUCCUGCGAGUGGUCAGAAUAUGGAUCGACCUCUGUCGAUAGUCUCUGUUGAAACACCAAAGUCCAAAGAUUACAGCAAGUGGUCAUCACCAUGGUCAUCUUUAGGACUUGGUACUGGCAAUAAAUUGGAUAAAAGACGAACUCUAGAUGAUUCCUGUCUCGGACCAAAUGCCACUCGAGUUAGUGUAAUCAGCCUAAGGAGUCGCGAUUUCACAGGAUUGGGUUUCAAUGUAUGUGGAAACAUGAGAGAAGGUAUCUUUGUUAAAGACUUACUUCAUCGUGGUCCCGCCUCAGAAUCCGGUCGGAUUCAUCCAGGUGACCGGAUAACAAGUGUUAAAAUUAGUUUUCGGAGUAUGGUUUAUGAAGAUGCUUUAACCAUUCUCAGCUAUGCAUCGCCAUAUGAUGUAGAGCUGGAAGUAGAAAGUGGUGGUUCUAGCUCUCGACCUACUACUCUGUUAAAGAAAACUGUAGGACCAAGCCCAUCAAGAAUUUGCCAUCCACAUUAUAGAAGCCAGUCUAUUCCUGAACUAUCUCGAGUCGACAAAAGUUUAGCCAAGAGACUUUUUAUUGCUGACCCUAAUGACUCUUUCAGCUCUAAUUAUUCUACUAUGAAUUCAACUCUAAAAUCCUCCAAAUCAACUCCUGGCAGUCAUACGCUUGAACGACGACACGAAGAGUCCAAAGCUAAUAACCAUCAUUACAAGUUUGGUAUUAAAGUAUUGCCUGCACUCGAUGGUACUGUAUAUCGCAUUGAAAAUCAAAACGAACACAACACAAACCUCGAACGACACAGUUCCAGAAAAAUGGAUAUUCAUAAAAAUCAUAUCAAUUCUAAGAAUGUUGGUGUAAUUCAACCGACGUCAAUUAGUGACAGUAAAAAUAAUGUAGAACGUCUUCAACAACGCGAAAAUCCAAGAAGUGAAAUUGGAGCUGAUGCGACUGAUAGUAAAUCAGACCACGAUAAAAAGUUGAAAGUAGAGGACGGAAUUAUACCAUCAGAAGUUCCAGCAGAAGUACAUAAUGCAGCAAUAGCAGCAAGGAAGAAUAGAAAAAAUAGUGCAGAGUUGCUGAAAUCGCCUAAAUUAAAUGAACACACUGAGAUGGAGGAUAAAAAGAGUCCACAGAAAGGCAAACGAAAAGCACCUGCACCCCCUGACUCACCUAUGAAAGAUAAUGAAGUUGGAGUAAAGAAAGAAACAUCUUUAUCAUCAAAAAAUGAGAAAGAUGAUACUGACGAUAAAAUUGAAAGCAUUACAGAUUAUACAGAAUCAUUGAAUGACUAUGUAGGAAAGGUAAGGGAAAUUACGAAUGAAUCUCAAGUAAGACGAUCCAGAUUGAAUGAACGGCCAACUGACCGAAGAAAUUCUGAGUCUGAUACAGAUAAUGAAAUGCAGCAUAGUUUUACAACGAUAGAACUUAAUCCUGCUGAUAUUACAAUUCAUCACACUCCUGUACCCCACGUAGGAGAUCAUGUGGAUGAUGAUGAAGCAGAUGAUGGCUAUAGAAAAGCUGCAAGUCUUGGAGAUUUAUCUAAAUAUGAAGCUAAAAGUUCAGCAACUUUAGAGCGAGCUCAAAGUUUAGAUAUGUCUGUAGACACAGUGUCGAGAAAACGAAAAACACCUCUUCCAGAAGACAUCAUGGAGUCAACAGAAGAUUUAACAAAGCUUGAUGACAUGAAUACUUUUGACAGACGAAAGCUAAAAAAAUCUAGUGAAUGGGGAACGCUAGAGGAUGCUAUUUGGAAUAAAAUUGAAGCUGAUGAUGUUGAAAUAAAACCGAAAAUACGAAAAAAAAGUAGUGGAACUCUUGAACGAUCAAAAUCAGCUGUGGAAAUUAAGAUGAAAGAAGAUUUAUCUUCAACCAUACAAACUACCGAUAGAAAUAGUGAUUGCAGUAUUGAAUUGUAUAAUUUACCGUUAAGUAAACGGCUUACUAGAGACUUUAUUCACGCAGAAAGAUCUUUUAAUCCAGAUGAAGAUAAUUCGCUGGCUAGAAUUGUAAAUAAUGGUGAAGUUGUGAAAAAUCCGUCUUUGACAGAAAUAGAAUUGGAUUUUAAACAGGCAAAACCUCUUACAGAUGAUGAGGAUCAAGUUAUUGAUAAAACAAAUGAUUCACCGGUAAUUAAUGAAUCAUUUGACAAAGCGCUAAGGUUUUUUGAUCUUCAUACAAAUAAAUCCACAAAAGAUAUUCAAAUAAAUCAUAAUGAAAAUUUAAAUGGUGAUAAUAUUAACAGUAUAUCUAUGUAUGCAGGAAUGAAAGAAGUUCACGAAGAACCAAUGAAAAAAGUUAUAAUUAAUAAAAAAUGUCCUGGCUGUGAUCAAAAUGGUCAUCAUAACAAAAGUUGUUCUGUUCAUAGUCGAUUAACGUCAGUUGAUUCAGAUUUUUCUGAACCAAAAACUUUCCCAAACACUGACAAUCAAGUUGACAAAGUUUCAAGUUCUCGAACAAAUUUUACUGCAGAAAAUGAGGAAGAGGAAGAUGUAGAUGAUGGGUGCGAUCUUGGUUCAAGUGUCACAGUCAACAGCAAAAGUCAAUUUUCUCCUAAUGGAGAUCGUCACAAUGUAAGUAAUGUCAGUGUGUCAAGCGGAGAAAAUAGUGAAGAUAGUGGGCUUGUAGGAGAAUCUGGUGAAUUUAGUCAAAGAGAAAUAGAUGUAAAGCCAGUACUUUCUAAUUCAUCACCCAUUAUUCAAGAUUCUCCGAGAAAAAUGACUUACAUCACAGAGAUAAAAGUUUCACCAAACAGAGAGAUAAUACAGGAAUCAUCGGAAAUUGAGAUUAAUCGUGAACAAGCAAAACCUUUUAGCAAAAAUGAAGUUACAGUGACUCCAAAUGGUAAAUCUGUACCUGGAAAAAAGCCACCAGUUCCUCCACGAAGAGGUGAUGCUUCUAAAGCGCAUAAAGAACAUUCCAUUGACAAACAAGCAAUUUAUGUAUCAGAAUUUAAAACUCCAGAGAAAGGAAAACUAGAAUCGUCAGAGAAUAAUUCAACUAUUAAUAAAAAAUUUGAUCAUUGGAUGUACUUAGGGGAUAGUAAAGAUCAAAAUCCUUGGGGUAAUGGCUCUAGUCAACCUCAAUCAGUUACAAAUAUUGUAGUGGCAUCCAGUGAAGAAAAAGCACAUCAUAAAUAGCCAGAUAUUAAAUUGCUUUAAAAAUGCAGUUUAUUUUUUUUGUUAAAGACUGUUAAUAAUUGAAUUAUGGACGUAUUUUCAAUCAUUUUAAUUGUAUUAACUAUUGAAUAUGAUGCCAGAUAUACGCACAUUGAAAAUAAAUUAUGUGGUACUGAUUAAUCACGUAGACAUGAGAUAAUUAUUAAUGUUUUUAUUUCGCAACAGUUAAAGAGUUGAUAAUGUUAUUUUGAAUAAAAAAUUGCAGUUGUUAAUGGAUAGAUAAGAAAUAUUUAUUUACAUAAGUAUGAAAAAGCUGUGUGCCAUAAAAACAGUUUUGACUUGGCAAUCGCUUUGAACAAUUGAAUAUUUAGUUUGGUAAAGAAUCGUUACACAAAGUCAACAGUAUUGUCUUAAGUAACUGCUCAUGAAUAUUCGUAGGUAUCAAUUCAUUUUGAACAUUUAUUUAUAAUUAUAUAAACACAAACAUUGAUCAAAUUUUUUCCCUCACAUUAAUUUAUUUCUGUCGAAUAAAUAUCGUAUUGCAGUAUAUAAAUAGUAAUAUUAAUUAUUAUGAUUAUUGUUAUCAAUGAUUUAAAUCAAUCGUAAUCAGAAAUUUACAAUUAUAUGUUUUUCCUAUUAUUUAAGUGUUGGUAUCGCAGAAAUAUAUUUUUUUAUUGGGCUGAUAUUAAUUUACGUUAAUAUUUCAUGUACUUCUGAUCAUUAAAUAAUUGUAUAUAACUUUUAGACUGUAUAAAUUGCUUAGAUAAAAAUUAGUAUUUACUUACGAAUGAUUGAGAGAUAAAUAAUAAUUAAUAGAGCA
Molecule: messenger RNA, 4692 nt
Organism: Chelonus insularis
Lineage: Eukaryota; Metazoa; Arthropoda; Insecta; Hymenoptera; Braconidae
Exons: 4
Coding region: 543-3893 (1116 amino acids)
Molecular function (GO): protein binding
Source: RefSeq, a predicted model, not a curated record